Molecule: messenger RNA, 2328 nt
Organism: Thecamonas trahens ATCC 50062
Lineage: Eukaryota; Apusomonadida; Apusomonadidae
Exons: 1
Coding region: 1-2055 (684 amino acids)
Source: RefSeq, a predicted model, not a curated record
AUGUCGGCGACCAUCCAGCAGCAGCUCCGCGAGUACCAGCUACGCCGCAAGCAGGAAGCAGCGCAAGGCGAGGAGGCCGGCAAGCAGGCCGAGGCAUCCGCGGUGGCCGAGGGGGUGGCCCAGGAUGCGGCCAAGGAGGCAGCCGAGAUGUCGGCGGGGGCGGCGCCGUUGGGGAACACUGCCGUCUCGGCGGCCGACCCAUACGCGACACGGCCACCGCAGACGCCACCGCCACCGCAGCCGCAGCCGAAGCUGCAGCCGCACUCGCAACCGUCGGGUGCGGUGACCGACGUUGCUGCGCUGCUUCAACGAAUUGCAGAUCUCGAGUCGGAGAACGCGGCGCUCCGGGCCGGGGCGGCGGUGGUGGUGGCCGGACCGGGUGAGACGGACCCGACGGCGGCGGUGCCCGGCUCGCUGGCGCGCGGACCGGUGCCGGUCACGCCGGGUGGAGCGAUUCCGAUCCAAAUUGUUGGCGGCGGCGAGGCGGUGGCGCGGCUGCAGGCUGAGAACGCAGCCUUGGCCGACGCGCUUCGUAAGGCCAAGCGGAAGGUCCAGCGCGAGCGACAGCGUGCAGACCAGUCGGCGGCGUCGACCGAGCUCGAAUACCUGCACAUGGCCGAAGAGCUCAAGAUGCUCGAGUCAGAGCGCAAUCGGCUGGUAGAGCUCACCAACCGGCUCUCGACCAACCUGGCAAGCAUGCAGUCAAUGGCGUCGGAGUCGGCGACUGCCAACAGUGGUCUCCACGCCGAUGCCGCAGUCAAGCGCCAGUUUGAGGCACAAUCGGCCGAGCUCGAGGCCGAGCUCCACGCCGCAAAGACUGCGCUCUCGUCGCUCGAGUACGAGAACCGGCUCAACCUUCGCCAGCUCGCUGCCGACCAAGACUCGGUUCGCAAGCUGGCCAAGGACCGCGCCGACAUCUCGUCGCAGCUCGCCCAGAGCCAGGCGAUCAACUCGAGCCUUGCAUGGUCCAACUCGAUGACCCAAGCACAUCGUGCAGCCCUCAUGCACAAGCUGGCGCUCACCGAGUCGGCCCUCGCCUACGUCGCUGCCAAGAACAAGGAGCUCGAGGCCAAGGCCGGUGUUGGCUCGGGCUCGGGCUCGGGCUCGGGCUCGGGCUCGGACACGGGCUCGGGCUCGGGCUCGGGCUCGGGCUCGGGCUCGGGCUCGGACUCAUCCGAGUCGGCCACCUCGCGGCGCGCCGCCGAAGCUUCAGCUGCCACCCGCGACUUUAAGCGGUACUUUGAGGCGGCAUUUGGCGAGAAGUUUGGAUCGUCGGCCGACUCGACCAUCUCGUCGUCGUCGUCGGUCACGGCGCGGACAAUGGUCUCGAGCUCGGCCUCGGCCUCGGACUCGGGCUCCAGCUCGGCCUCGGGUUCGGACUCGGCCUCGGCCUCGUCGUCAUACAGUUUCGAUGGUUCUUUGUACUCGGCGGCGUCAUCGACAAUGUCAGUGGUCACCGACUCGGGUGCCCGCUCUGGCUCGUCAGCGCCGUGGAACGCCGAUCUUGAUGCAUCAUCCAAGGCAAGUCCGGACAAGAAGAGCAAGCGCGGGGAAAAGGGCAACGACAGUGCAAAGUCCAAGGCAAAGUCCAAGGCCAAGUCCAAGUCCAAGGCCAAGUCCAAGGCCAAGUCCAAGGCCAAGUCCAAGGCUAAGAUCAAAUCAAAGCCAAAGCCAAAGACGGGCAACGCUGGCGAAAGCCCGGCAAAGACCAAGCGGCGUCGCCGAAGUGCCCAGGCUUCACCGGAAGCAAAGGCUAAGACUGACAAGGCCGGCAGUGGACGGAGGCGGCGAAGCAAGGGCGACAAAGGUAAGGCUCGGCGGAAGCGCAGGUCGCGCAAGAGCGGUGGUGCGCCGGAGACGGACGAGCUGCCUCACAGCAAGAGCAAGCGCAGGAGCAAGGGCCGGAAGCGACGAUCGCGUAAGCGUGUCGACGCCGGCUCCGUACCUGAGAGCGAUGGGAAGAAGGGCCGGCGCCGGCGGCGCAGCCGCAGCGGCAGCAAGGGCGAGUCACCGUCCAAGAAGGAGCGGUCACGGCCAAAGCGGAGCUCCGGGUGACAGUGAACAUGGUGUUUAUCUCUGCCUCACAGUGUCUAUAAUCUAGACGCCACCAGCCUGGGCACCUCCUGCACCGCCGCCCUCGACAAGGCCAGGAACAGCGAUGCCGAGGAACUCGCAGGCGUUGAGGCCAGCAGCAGGCAGCUGGAAGAGGAAGAAGCCGACAACAACAAGGGCAAACGAGUAGCCGGCCUUGAACGAAUCCUUGUAGCACUUGGUCGAGUACGAGAUGAUGCAGUAGAAGAUCCACGCGAUAAAGGUAAGGACAGCAAA